Messenger RNA from Strongylocentrotus purpuratus (purple sea urchin), 843 nucleotides. Its product is annotated as homeobox protein engrailed-like. NCBI's taxonomy places the organism in Eukaryota, Metazoa, Echinodermata, Echinoidea, Camarodonta, Strongylocentrotidae. Gene Ontology annotation, molecular function: RNA polymerase II cis-regulatory region sequence-specific DNA binding; DNA-binding transcription factor activity, RNA polymerase II-specific. Gene Ontology annotation, biological process: neuron differentiation; multicellular organism development; regulation of transcription by RNA polymerase II. The record is from RefSeq and is a predicted model, not a curated record. Gene Ontology annotation, cellular component: nucleus. The transcript is spliced from 2 exons. The coding region runs from base 1 to 750 and encodes 249 amino acids.
AUGUCAGCCCUAUCUCUAGGCGGCCGCGAGCCGCGAUCACCGACACCACACCAUCACCCUCUCCAUGUCCCUCGGUCCCACUCUGACAAUGACCUCGCUGUCAAGACACGCUUCACGGACUUCUUCAUCGAAACCAUCCUCGGACCCGAGUUCGGCGGAUCGAGAAAGCCGAGUAAGGCGCACCAUCGUAAGGAGGAUGAACACGAGGUCGAGAGACAGGACAGAACGAAUGUCGCCAAGCGGUGCGAUGAGGCCCGCCCGGUGGGCGCGGGGGAAAAAGCCUCCACGAAAUCCUCGUCGUCGCAAUCAUGGCCAGCAUGGGUUUACUGUACACGCUACUCGGACAGGCCGUCAUCAGGACCUCGGACACGCAAGGUGAAACGGCGGGAAAAGAAAGCCGAUGAGAAGCGCCCUCGCACUGCCUUCAGCGCGUCCCAACUCCAGAGACUGAAGCAAGAGUUUCAACAGAGCAACUACCUGACCGAACAACGUCGAAGGGCCCUGGCCAAAGAACUCACACUGAGCGAAUCCCAGAUCAAAAUCUGGUUCCAGAACAAGCGAGCCAAAAUCAAGAAGGCCACUGGACUCAAGAAUGGUUUGGCCAGACAACUGAUGGCACAGGGUCUUUACAACCAUUCGACGGUACCUUUGGAUGGAGACGAUAUGGACACGAAGCUCAUGAAUGCCAGCGGGGAUUGCAGUAGAUCGGACUACACAAGUGAUUCUGAUGGGGAUUCGUUGACACAUUAACAUACAUACAGCAGAGACCACCUAAAUCUCGGAGAAUAUAAUUAUGAUAAUAGAAGUAUAUUAUAUUCAAUAACUAUUGUGUGUUGACGGCUG